This is a messenger RNA of Acytostelium subglobosum LB1, 1134 nucleotides long. RefSeq lists its product as hypothetical. The record is from RefSeq and is a predicted model, not a curated record. Lineage: Eukaryota; Evosea; Eumycetozoa; Acytosteliales; Acytosteliaceae. Bases 1 to 1134 code for a protein of 377 amino acids. The transcript has a single exon.
AUGGAGAGCAUCUCAUUGACAUUGGAGGUGCCCCAAGAGAUCUACGAUGUUAUCGACACACUCAAUAUGAGUACCUCGCCACCAAUCGAGAGGCUCACAUUGCAGACGACAUUGCCAAACAUGACCCUUGCAUUCCUCCAACGCAUCGCCACUGACCGAUCGGUGCCCAACUCUCUGGCACUGAUCAUCACGCCACCAGCACGAAUAGACGAUCACGAUGGCUCAGUUGUGUAUGACAAUAUCGAGAUGGGACCAACAAUGCGAAUCUUCCGACUUGUUCUCUCGUCGCACUUUGCCCAGCUCACAUCACUCACCCUCCUGGCUUGCCACGGAUGCACACACGCAGAGCUAGACAGACAGCUGUGGGAUCGCUCGCCAGCCAUACACCGCAUCCUUGGCAACCUCAACCACCUCGAGUAUCUUCGCAUUGGCCUCUUUGAGGAAAGGGACAUGGAUGCCGACAACGAGCAGGGCCUCCCCUGCAUAUGCUACCAGAACAACAGUUGCCAGAAGUACCGUGACAAUGAGCCCGAUAGCAACCUCUACGAUAUGCUCUGGGAUGAUAGUGGAGAUCCAUACAUUACAUACAUGGUGUCGUUUGUCCGGUAUCUCUCGCAAGCAAGAUCUUUGCGCACAUUGCACUUUGAGGACCGGAUCAUUGGUGGAAUAAACGAUCCUCUGCUCAGCUAUCUCUUUGGGUACACAACCGAUUCAGAUCGUGCCCAAGCUGCCAUCAGCAACAACAAACUUUACACGUACUGUGACAGAGACCGAGAUCGACACUAUCCAAAUCGAGACAUUGGCUGGAUUUCAUCGAUCAAAUGGCAGUUUGGUGAUCCAUCGUCUGUGAAUGACAUUGACGACAGUGACUACAGUGACGACAGUGACGACAAAUCUCUGACAAGCCUGUAUCAUCGUACUAUCCAGGCUCACACAAUUGAGCAUCUCACCUUUGGUCCAAUGCAUCUUAUUCCUUUGAACAGACACUUCAACACCCUGACACUGAACAAUUCAAUGAUCCACAACCAUCUGUAUCCUCCUGCGAAUAUCAUUUCACCAGAGGUUCUCCAAUCGCUGGAAAUCAAUGUCGACCUUUUGAACGUUGAUAAUUACAAACGACAAGACAGGGGGUGA